AUGGUCCAAGUUGUAAAAACAAACUGCCUGCAGCAUUUUUUUCAUCGCAUAAAUAAAGAUACUAUUCUUGUAUCAUUUUCUUUAUCAAGAAGUACAGAGAUCAUGUCCGGUGAGGAGUGGCAGACGCUAUGGACUACGCAGUUCAUAAUUUUCGAGGUGCAGCAGCUCCGUAGUACAUUAAUAUCAACAGCAACUGAAGAUUCCGAGGCUGCAAAAAUGCUAGUUCAGCAUUUCUCGUCGAGACCUGCCAUGCUGAAUACCCUUGCGUUGAGCGCAUUCCUAGCCUUAUCGAGUUUUCUCAACGCUUCGGUGUUGUCUCGCAGAUAUUAACCGGCUACUGCGCAUGACAAAAAAAGUCGCGCCUGUCCUAUUGAUGCGAUUUAGAAGAUCUCUCAGCUUGACAAGGACAAAACACAAGCAUUUUUGCAGUCUUUCUCUUUCGGAGGUCUACUUUGGACUCCAGGUCCUCAACUCGCCUCGCUGUACAAAGAAAGCUCCCCAAGGGACCACGACUAGUACUACCAAGUCCAAAUGAGCACUGCCAGCGCAAAAACAUUUCCUUGGUUCGUCGACCUGAAAAAAAGUCGCAACCGAAAUAGGAGACAGGACAUGAUGCAGGGUAAAAAUAUCAACUUUGACUGGAGCAACUCCGUGUACUGCAUCCUGCGACCGACCGCUCCCGUGGUGCUCACUCUUUAAUUAUCACGGCCUUGCGGGUCGAGCCGCGCACUUGGCUGCAGACGGCGUUCGGUAUCAGAUCAAGAUAGCACUACAAGUAAAUGAAAGACUUCG
Molecule: messenger RNA, 792 nt
Organism: Amoebophrya sp. A120
Lineage: Eukaryota; Dinophyceae; Syndiniales; Amoebophryaceae
Source: the annotation of a GenBank genome assembly